Helianthus annuus (common sunflower) is the source of this 975-nucleotide messenger RNA. RefSeq names its product probable bifunctional TENA-E protein. The record is from RefSeq and is a predicted model, not a curated record. Gene Ontology annotation, cellular component: cytosol. The coding region runs from base 61 to 885 and encodes 274 amino acids. The transcript is spliced from 3 exons. NCBI's taxonomy places the organism in Eukaryota, Viridiplantae, Streptophyta, Magnoliopsida, Asterales, Asteraceae.
AAGGAUCCCAUUAUGCUUAUCCGGUGAUUUAGUCUUACUUUAUAAAAACAAAGGCAAGUCAUGAGUCAUCUGGCGGAGAUUACUUGGCUGCAUCUAAGCUGUGACACCACAAGUGCCCUUCAUAUCCAUGACGUCCAUUCGGUGGCUACUUUAAUCACCAACUCCUGCUCAGACGGCGUUAGUGAGAACCAAAAACAAAACAUGGAGGAGCAGACGGCAAAGCCGACGGUAACGGAAACGUGGCUGAGAAAACACCGUUUGCAAUACAACGGAGCCACCAGACACCCUUUCAUCCUCAGUAUCCGUGACGGCUCCGUUAAUUUCUCUUCUUUCAAACGUUGGCUGGGACAGGAUUACAUAUUCGUGAGAUCGUUUGUUCCAUUUGUGGCAAGUAUAUUGAUGAAAUCAUGCAAGGAAUCGAGUGAUGAAUCCGAUAUGGAAGUGAUCUUAGGUGGUAUGGCUUCUCUGAAUGAUGAGAUCAACUGGUUUAGAAAUGAAGCUUCCAAGUUUCAUGUUUCAUUGACCAGUGUCGUCCCACAGAAUGCAAAUGUUAAUUAUUGCAAAUUUCUAGAGAGCUUAAUGAGCCCAGAAAUCGAAUACUCGGUGGCAAUCACAGCUUUUUGGGCUAUUGAGGCUGUGUAUCAAGAAAGCUUUGCUCAUUGCCUUGAAGAAGGGAAUAGUAUUCCACAAGAACUACAGGAGACUUGUGAACGAUGGGGUAACGCAGGUUUUGGAGCGUACUGCAAAUCGUUGCGAGAUAUUGUUGACCAUUGCUUGCAGAAAGCGUCACCGGAAGUGGUAUCGAAAGCGGAAGUGUUUUUUCUUAGUGUUGUUGAACAUGAAGUGGAGUUUUGGAACAUGAGUGUUGGAGAGGCAUCUAUGUGAAUUGUGAAUGAGUUAAAACUUAAAAUAAGGUGAAUGUGUUGCUAAACGAAAUCACCUGCUUAGUGUUUAAUCAAGUUUUGUUUUUACUAA